GUGCUUCUUGCCCUCUCUAAAAGUGCCCCCGAUAUCCACCUUCCUCAUACUUAUCUAAGAGGUCUAUAUAAGGAGGUAUGGACGCCGGCUGUGGAGCCAAACCUCCUUUCUACACCCCUCCGCACAGUGUGCCGAGUGCCGUGUGCAGCAGGUCAGGUCUGGUGCACAGGAACGCAUAAACACACCAAGUGCAGAGAAUGGGGAUCCACUGAAGCUCAGCGAAGAAUCCGGAUGGUCCCUGUUUGGGUUGCGGAGGAGUCCCCUAAGGAACACUUAGGUCCCAAACGCAAGCUGCUUCCCUCCCCCCACUCAGUUUUUGGGGCUGUGGCAACCUAAAAGAGGGAUCGGCUUCGCCACUGAGAUCUCAGGCCUCUGCCAACCACCACCCCCACAUCCCUAGCCAUCCUUGGCAGGUCUCAGUCCGGGUUCCAGCGGUGCCCUCGUUCCAGCCGCAGCUAUGCUGCACACCGAGGGCCACGCUCUUCUUCGGGCCGUGGGUCAGGGUAAGCUACGCUUGGCCCGUUUGCUUCUGGAGGGAGGCGCCUACGUGAAUGAGGGUGAUGCUCAGGGGGAGACUGCGCUAAUGGCGGCCUGUCGGGCGCGCUACGACGACCCCCAGAACAAGGCGCGCAUGGUACGCUACCUCCUGGAGCAAGGCGCGGACCCCAACAUCGCAGACCGCCUAGGGCGCACGGCGCUGAUGCACGCUUGCGCCGGGGGUGGGGGCGCCGCUGUGGCCUCGCUGCUCCUUGCCCACGGCGCAGACCCCUCUGUACGAGAUCACGCGGGCGCCUCGGCACUCGUACACGCUCUGGACCGCGGGGACCGCGAGACCCUUGCCACACUACUGGACGCCUGCAAGGCCAAGGGUACAGAGGUCAUCAUCAUCACCACUGACACAUCGCCCUCGGGCACCAAGAAGACCCGGCAGUAUCUCAAUUCCCCACCCUCCCCAGGGGUGGAGGACCCUGCUCCCGCUCCUCUGAGUCCGGGGGUCUGCACGUCGCCUUCGGAAAUCCAACUGCAGACCGCAGGAGGAGGAGGGCGGGGGUUGUUAUCCCCUCGCGCCCAGGAGGAAGAGGAGAAGCGGGACGUAUUUGAAUUCCCUCUUCCGAAGCCCCCCGAUGACUCCUCCCCUUCUGAGCCGCUCCCCAAGCCACCUCGUCACCCCCCAAAACCACUCAAAAGGCUUAACUCCGAGCCCUGGGGCCUGGUUGCCCCUCCUCAACCGGUCCCACCCGCCGAAGGGAGGCCGGGGAUCGAGCGCUUGACCGCCGAAUUCAACGGCCUCACCCUGACGGGUCGACCCCGUCUUUCCCGACGUCACAGCACUGAAGGCCCGGAGGACCCGCCCCCAUGGGCGGAAAGAGUGACUGGCGGGGGCCCCCUCUCUCGCCGAAACACAGCGCCAGAGGCUCAGGAGUCUGGUCCCGCUUCAGGGCUGAGGCAGAAACUGAGCCGCAUGGAGCCGGUGGAGCUCGACGCCCCCGGACAUCUUUGCCCCGACUCGCCGGAGUCCAGCCGCCUGUCCCUGGAGCGCCGCCGAUACAGCGCUUCCCCGUUGACCCUCCCUCUGGCGGGUUCGGCCCCCUCCCCGCGCCAGUCCCAGGAGAGUCUGCCGGGGGCCGUGUCUCCGCUAAGCGGACGGAGGCGGAGUCCUGGGCUGCUGGAGCGGAGGGGAUCGGGGACCUUGCUCCUGGACCACAUUUCGCAAACGCGACCGGGUUUCCUGCCCCCGCUCAACGUCAGUCCCCACCCUCCCAUUCCCGACAUUCGUCCCCAACCCGGGGGUCGGGCGCCCUCGCUGCCUGCCCCUCCCCAGGCCGGGGCGCCAGGCUCUCCCAGGACCAAGCGCAAAUUGGUGAGACGCCACUCCAUGCAGACUGAGCAGAUUCGCCUGCUAGGGGGCUUCCAGAGCCUAGGCGGGCCAGGGGAGCCAGGGCGCUGAGUAAGAGGAGCCAAGGAGGGCGGGGACCGGGUCUUGAUGGGAGCGGUGGGAGAACCAGCUCACACACACACCACGGACAUAGGGAUCUCUUGCAUGUGCUCAUGGGCACGAUGAACGCACACAUGGGUAAACGUGUGUCCACAAGCACAGUACUCUUACUAGCAAGGAGAGCUAAGUACUCUAUUUGCUGGGGAUAUAGACACACGCAUUCAUGCCCUGGUCAUUUCACAUGCAUGUGGGAUUAUUUGUGUACCCACAGGCACGACAUACCAAUAAACACAAAGCGCCACUUGUGCUAGGGUCCCAAACUCACUUGCAUUUGUUCAGAAGUAGUAGGGAAUCCCUACUUAAGGGUAGUCUCAGAUAUCUUUGCCCUCCUGCAGAAGUAAUACCUUGCUUUCCAUGUAUGCCCUGCAACACAACCUAUAUCAUGAUUUUGCACACUCGACCCUCUUCAUGAAUAUCCCACUCCAUUCUGCAGGUCUUCCUUCUCUCUCCAGGCCUGGCUCCUUGUUCACACCCUGCUUCCAGCCCCAAUCACUUUUCAAGAUAUCUUCUUCACUCUUCUUGGGGAUUCCUGCAGCAACUCCCAGCCUCAGUUCUGCUGCUACCCUUCCUGCUCUCAACUUCACUUCUUGACUUCCUGCUUUUUAUUCCCAAUCCUGUUCCCCCAACCAUUACAACAGGUGGUCUCAUUUUCCCAGGGGUGGGCCAUGGGCUCUAAGCUGCUCUUCUGUCUGUCUGAGCUUAUGAACACCCCCACAGGUAGAAGUGGGGAGAAACCCUAAAUCACUCCUCUCUCCACUUGACAUAUCAAAUAAAUGUGUUCAGAAGUC
Carlito syrichta (Philippine tarsier) is the source of this 2784-nucleotide messenger RNA. It is a transcript of the gene ANKRD34A, whose product is annotated as ankyrin repeat domain 34A. Bases 458 to 1948 code for a protein of 496 amino acids. The record is from RefSeq and is a predicted model, not a curated record. Gene Ontology annotation, molecular function: protein binding. The transcript has 4 exons. NCBI's taxonomy places the organism in Eukaryota, Metazoa, Chordata, Mammalia, Primates, Tarsiidae.